AUGCCUCGAACACGCACAAGAAAGACAAGAGGUGAAAACGAUAUAUUGUUAUAUAAGAACGCUUAUGAUGAUGUCGAACCAGGGGCUUCUUUGAGAAAAGCUGCAGAGAAGUACAGUGUUAAUUAUAUGCCAAGACACUGCUGCGUACCAAAGUGCAAUUCAAAUUACGCCAGUACUUUAAAAAAGGAAGAAACACAAAGUACAUUUUCAUUUCCUAAAAAGGAAGAAAUUAGAAAACAAUGGAUUAGUGCUAUACAUCGUAAAGACUAUGUUGUUAACUCAAAUUCAGUAGUGUGUAAAAAACAUUUUGAUCAAACUGAUAUUAUAGUAAAUGAAUUCUACAUUGAUAAAAAUGGAAUUAAACAUGAAAUUAAACUGAAGUAUCCUAAAUUGAAAGAAGGUGCAAUUCCAAGAAUUUUUGAAAACCAUCCUCAGUAUUUUUCAAAUCCAAAAAAUGCAGAAAGAAGAAAUCCUGAACAAAGAAGAGCUGAAAUAUUUGAAAGACAGGAAAAUGAAGUUGCAGAAUUUUUAGAUGCUGAUCUAAUAAAAAAUUUUAGUGAAUUAUUUGGACAAGUGAAUGUGAAAGUUAUUUUAAAUAAUUGGAAUGUAAAAAUUUUACCAGAAAGAGUUUACUUUUACAUGCUUAAUAUUAGUACUCCAGAUUGUUCCGAUGAGUGUCCUAAAAUUAUUUCUAGCAUAAGUGUUGGUAUGGAUUUAACUGUGUCAGUGUUUACUAAUGACGUGCAACUAUCACCACGAGAUUUAAAAUGGAUUUUACCACAUGAAUGUAAAUUAGGUAGGUGGUCGCAACUCCAGAAUUUAUUAUCAAGAUAUUCUUAUAGCUUAAAAAAUUCUGUGGACGUUAAUUUUUAUAUUUUAAAGGCUUCAAAUAUUAUUGAUGCCAUUAUUAAUCAUUUAAGUGAUGAUGAAAAAAAAGCAACCCUUGAACUAAUUAACAAUCAAUUAUUAUUAUUAACUACAAAAAAAAGAUAUUCAUUGUCAACAAUUUUACUCUCACUAACUAUAUUUCAUCAGUCACCUUCUGCUUACACAUAUUUGAAAAAAUUUCUCAACUUGCCUACUAAAAGAUAUUUGCAAAUAAUAACUUCAUCAUUCCAGUUAUCCCCUGAUGGAAACUUGGAGGAUAAUUAUUUUUCAUACCUUGCUUCACACCUCAAUGACAGAGAGAAGGUUGUAAACUUAUUAGUUGAUGAAAUAUAUGUCAAAGCGGGUUUACAGUACCAAUCUAAAAAUGUAACAGGGUAUGCCACAAAUAAUGCUGACACAUUGGCUACAACAGUCGUAGCAUUUAUGAUAUCAUCUCCAUUUGCCCAUUUUAAACAGGUAGUGCGUUUGUUACCGGUUUGUAAUAUUACAGGAACUGAAUUAAAAGACGCGAUGCUUAAUGCAAUUCAGUACACUCAAAAUAGUGGUUUUAAAGUGUUGAGCGUUAUAACUGAUAAUAACAGGUUAAAUCAAAAUAUGUUUGGGCAAGUAUCAUCAAAUUAUUACAUAUCAAAUCCUAAAUUUAACAAUGAAAAAAUUUUUUUGCUCUUUGAUUUUGUUCACAUUUAUAAAAAUAUUAGAAAUAAUUGGUUAAACCAAAAAGAUCCUCAAAAAACUUUUAUUUUCCCAGAUUACAGUAACCAUCUUUUAACAAAAAAAGCACACUUUGUAGAUAUCCAAAAUUUGUAUAAAUUAGAAAUAAAUAAUAUAACAAAAAGAGCCUAUAAACUUAAUGAUAAAACCUUGUAUCCAAAUAAAUUGGAACGACAAAAUGUGGGUUUGGUAGAAAAUAUAUUUCAUGAGUCCACUAUAGCUGCAUUACAGUCAACUAGUACAUUUACUGAAACAGCAUCAUUUCUCGAAAUUAUAAGAAAUUGGUGGAGUGUAAUUAAUGUUAAAACUAAGUUUAAAGGUCAGAUAAAAAGAAAUGAUUUAGCUACUCCAUUUUUAAAUAACACAGAUCCUAAAUUAACUUUUUUGAAAAACUUUACUAAAUGGCUUGAUGCUUGGAAUAGGAUACCUAAUUCAAAUGGGUUAACCCGUGAUACCUAUGGUGCUUUAAAAAGAAGUACACUGGUUUUAAUUGACAUAAUCGAGUACUCAUUUCUAAAUUUUAAACUAGAUUAUUUAUUACCUGGUAAAUUCCAGACUGAUAAUUUAGAAGAACGGUUUGGACGGUAUAGAAACCUCUCUGGUUGCAAUUAUAAUGUAUCUGUGAACCAGUUAAUACAAUCCGAAAAAAAGAUUAGAAUACAACAUCUUCUGAAAUCUAAUUUACAUACCGAUUGGUUACAAGCAAAAUAUGAUAUUGAUGAAUGUAACAAUGAAAAUAUCGAUUAUUCAAAUUUUACUUUUAUAUUGUCCACAAAUUAUUUAGAAACAUUUCAAUAUGAUGAGUCUACUCAAACUUAUAUCUGUGGAUACGUGGCUCAUAGUGUCCAAAAAUCCAAAAAUAUCAAAUGUAAUAAUUGCAAACAAUUAGUGGUGAAAAGUAUAGGUGAAAAAGUAAACGAUGAGUAUUUUGAUUAUUUACAACGAGGUGGAUUGUGUGUGGCACAGGAUGAAGUGAAAUAUAUUUAUUACCAUUUAUGUGCAAUUUUUGAAUAUAUUAUAAAUGCGAAAGAAAUUUUGACAAAUUUUUUAUUCAGACAGAAUCACAAAUAUUUAUUGGCUUCUUUAGCUCUUGCAAGUUUGGAAACCCAUCACAUGACCCUGGACAUUGGUGAAGAGGAUAGUGAGAAUGAAAGUCUCGCUUAUCUGCGAAGGAAGUUGAUGAUUCAAAAAAACGAAAAUGUGGUUAACGAUAAAAGGAAGAACGAUGUUGAAGAAGAAGUCGAACAAGAAAUAAGAUAG
This is a messenger RNA of Psylliodes chrysocephalus, 2859 nucleotides long. The record is from the annotation of a GenBank genome assembly. NCBI's taxonomy places the organism in Eukaryota, Metazoa, Arthropoda, Insecta, Coleoptera, Chrysomelidae.